Babesia bovis T2Bo is the source of this 2875-nucleotide messenger RNA. RefSeq lists its product as uncharacterized. Lineage: Eukaryota; Apicomplexa; Aconoidasida; Piroplasmida; Babesiidae. Gene Ontology annotation, molecular function: RNA binding. The coding region runs from base 354 to 2840 and encodes 828 amino acids. The record is from RefSeq and is a predicted model, not a curated record. The transcript has 3 exons.
UCAAGAUCCUCGCGUGGUUUUAUAUUCGCCUAUAGGAGGUAGAUUUUAUAUAAUUUAGAUUAGCCAUAUGACGUGGGAAGUACAACCUCUCUGCCGAUGUUGGAUUCUGCGAUAACGUCGGUUGAGGCUCUUACAUAGCCUUUAGUGCAUUUUGUAAUGUUAGGUAGUUGAUAAUAAUGUAAUAUAUCAUUGGGCAAAUUUUAAAUUCCGUCGAAGCGACUAUUUACGUAUGAUUCAGGGUUACAACUUCUCCUUUACGUUAGUAUCGGCAACAUUGACGUUGGCCUAUGGGCCACUUCCAAGCUUUUUGUCACUGAAUACGGCCAUUCCUACCGUUUGAGUGACUAUAUAAUAUGGAGGCCAAUGAUGUGAACGACAAUGUUGAGGUGGACAUCGCCCCUGAUGAUGACGACAUUACACUGGAUAAGCCGGAUGAUGCAAUGCAAGUAGAAACCAGUUUGGAAGUUGGUGACAGCCUUCCUAUUACAGGAGAUUCUAUCGAAAGUGGUUCUGAUGUUCCAAUGGAUGUAACAGACACCAUGGAGUCUGCUGCGGCUGACGAUGUUGACGCCCAUAAGCCAAGCCCACCCAAUGUGGCUGUUACCGAUGGCACUGAUAAACCAGCUGAUACAACCAUCCCCGACAAGGAUGUUGUUUCUGACGAAGACCGUAAACACCUAGAUGAACUUAUGGGUGUGUUGGUUACUUUUGCGGAAAAGCUUGCCGAUUCCAUUGCUGAGGACGAGGAUGAGGAGGGAGCUGUUGAGGAGGACGAGGUGCCUUUUGAGCGCAUAGCUGACCACAUUACUCACAGUCGUGUUGUCCAGCUGCUUAAUCUGCCACCUGAGAUUGAGGUUAACGCUAUAUGUGCCAUUAUAGGUGGUAUUGACAGUAUUGUGGUACGAUGCUAUUCUUUGAAUCCUUCCGAGAUCAAUAUAGUCUUUGUAUCACCUGCGAUAGCUGAUGAGGCCCGUAAAAGGCUGGAUAGUAUGAAAGUUCACAAUCGCACUAUACAGGCCAUCCUAUGCAUAGAUGAGGAGCACAUUUCUGAGAGGGUUCCCAUGAGGCUUCAUCCUGGCCCAGUUAUCCCACCGCCUAUUAUACUACCACCUCUUCCUCCGGUUAAAAUGCCUCAUCCUAUGAGACAUCUACCCAUGAUACCACCAAUAUAUCCUAUACCACCUUUUCCGCCAAAGGGUGCGCCUCCCUUGCCAAUUCGACCUCCGGUAAGGAUCCCUGAGCAUAAAGACAGGCGGAUGCCACCUGUGCCACGCAUGGUAGGACCUCCCGUGGAGCCUCAUGGCAAGGGAUUAUUUGGGCGAAACAUUCAUAAGCGCAUGGGCAAGUCUUUGAUGGAACUUUUGUCUGCGAUACCUCAGGUGUCGCAUUGGUCACCCGAUCAGCCAAUGGAAGAUCAACAGCGUAAUUACGACGUGCUGAAUAAGGACUACGGUAUAAUUAACCGUUACUUAUUGGUAGGUGGUUUGCCUGGAGGCGUGACUGAUGGCAUCAAUGAGGCAAAGAACUGGUUGUCCACUUACACUUCGAAGAAGGUAGAAAUCGAAAUAUGUCGUAUGGAAGGUUACGCUAAAGACCUAGGGUUAGCUUCGGACACAUUCCUACACUUAACUAUGCAUCGCAGGACUGACUGCAUCGACAUUCGUUCUUUGUUAACCGUCAAAUGCCCUGAGGUGAUCUGUCGUUACUCUGGUCCUCGCAAGGCUUACGCUUCUUUGUGGAUUGGCAAUGUUGCGGAUACUCUAUCCUACUGCCACGAUGAGCUUGAACUGAAAGAUCUAUUAUCGCGUAUUGGCGAUCUCAGGACAUUCAAGUAUUCCACUGAUAAAUCAUGUGUAUUUGUAACCUACGGCAAUAGUGAUAAUGCCAAUAAAGCUCGCAACAGGAUUUUGGGUGCGUCAUUCUCUGGUGUUAACGCGUUGGGCCUUAACGUUGACUUUACUGUGGAUGUACCUGGAAGCAGGUAUGGACAAAAGUACAAGGCAGCGCCUGUGGAUGCUCGCGGCAGUGGUGACAAUGAUCUUUCUCAGAAGCUAGGAGAGCGGUUAUUAUCAGCGCUACAAAAGCGGUCCGAUGGUGACGUUGUGAUUCGUCAAUUGUUAGACGGUCGUGAUGGUGAUGCCAUGAAUAUCCUUGCUAAGGGUUCAUCUCGUUACGGCAGCUCCCGGGGGUAUGAAUCCCGGUAUUCAGAUAACUACAGGCAUGGUAGAGGGGGUCACUCUUCACCAUCUCGCACUCCUUGGGAUCGUUCACAUAAGCGUGGUCGCAUGUCACCAGAGUACGAUCGUGACAACAAGUAUCGCAAACCAGGUCCCAUGCAUGGCAAAUUCAGUCCUAAUGGCCGUGACGACGACCGGAGGUCUCGCAUACAGUCGCCUAUAUCACCUAUUCCUAAAGAGCCUGAUGAAAGUUCCGUACCACCGGUUGAGCCUGCACGCCCCAAACAGCCUCGAUCGGUUGUUUGUGACCUUUUGAAGCGCGGUAAGCCGAUAUGUAAGGUAUCAGCGCAGUAUGUGCGUGGUGACAUAUCUCACAAGAUACCUGAGAUGCUCGAUGUGAAUCAGCGUGCCAAUCCGGAACGUUUGGCAAACUACUUGCUAAAGGCCCCGGAGUUAUCAAUGUGGCAGCUAGGUGCUGAAUGUAGUGAUGACAGUGUGAAAUACGACAGUCUGUGUGACUAUUUGAUAUCGAAGAAUAGGAUCGCUCUGGUACAGGAGGGUCCGUAUGAUAUAUACAUAGUACCACCUUCGGAGAAUGCCACUCUAACACAGUACAUACCCAAUUCGCAGUUUAUGUAUGCCUUUGUGCUUCCCAAAGGCUGAUACUUAUAUUAGUCAUGUUGGUGUAGCGGUAUUCC